ACUAUGGGCGUUGACCACUCGCGCGUCUCUGGCAACGGGCGGGGGCAGUUGUAAAGGCUGUGCGCGCGCGGCUUCCCAGGAGUGCUGGCGGUCGGUGCACGCGCAGUAUCCCAGGGUUACCGGCUGUUGUAUAGGGCGCUCGGGCAGGUCGGUGAGGGACCAGCUGGGGGAAGAUGGACGAGUUUCAGACGGCGGAAGAGUCCUCCUUUGUUGUGGAUGAAGUAACUAAUAUUAUUAAAGAGUCCAUAGAAAGUGCCAUAGGUGGAAAUGCGUAUCAACAUAAUAAAGUCAACCAGUGGACUACCAAUGUGGUGGAACAAACCCUCAGUCAGCUUACAAAAUUAGGCAAGCCUUUUAAGUAUAUUGUGACUUGUGUAAUUAUGCAGAAAAAUGGUGCAGGACUUCACACAGCAAGCUCCUGUUUCUGGGAUAAUGCAACAGACGGGAGUUGUACUGUGAGAUGGGAGAACAAAACUAUGUACUGUAUAGUCAGUGCCUUUGGACUUGCAAUAUAGCUUUCAAUCAAGAGCAAGACAUUGAUUUAUUUUGUUCUCUGUCGCAAACUUUACUUUUUUACAUUUUGUUUUUAUUUAGAUCACUGAGAUUUCACUGUGUAAGUGUUGAGUUACACUGUUUUCUAAAGUCUUCAGCUUAAAUGUAUUUACAAGGUGCUAUUACCUGAAAGUGCCACUAAAAACAUGCUUAAAAUGAAAUCCCUAACACACUAAUUGUCACUUUUAAUAAUUUAACUAGUUCUAAAUAAAUUAUUGUUGAAAACACAA
Messenger RNA from Pelobates fuscus (common spadefoot toad), 782 nucleotides. RefSeq names its product dynein light chain Tctex-type 1 (gene DYNLT1). The coding region runs from base 174 to 515 and encodes 113 amino acids. The transcript has 5 exons. The record is from RefSeq and is a predicted model, not a curated record. Gene Ontology annotation, biological process: microtubule-based movement. Lineage: Eukaryota; Metazoa; Chordata; Amphibia; Anura; Pelobatidae. Gene Ontology annotation, cellular component: cytoplasmic dynein complex; cytoplasm. Gene Ontology annotation, molecular function: dynein intermediate chain binding.